GCGUGUCUUGCCUCUCCUAUAUUUAAUUCGAGCUUGAUCUCAAGCAGCUUUAAGACUUAUGUCUAUUGUGACGGUGCAGUUGGGCCAAUGUGGGAACCAAAUAGGCAACCAACUCUUCUCCACCAUCUAUAAUGAUGCACAAGUCCACCAGAGGCUGCACAGAGACUAUGAUAGCUCAUCCAUCGAGCGAUUCUUCUACGCAUCACCGAACACCGCAUGUGCUCCAAUGCCUAGGGCAGUAUUGGUGGAUAUGGAGUCUAAAGUAAUACAACAAACGAUAUCGUCUGCACGGAGAUCGAAGACGUGGCUAUAUGAUGAACGAUGUGUCUACACACAGAAACGAGGCUCCGGGAAUAACUGGGCCAAUGGAUACCUUUGUCACGGCCCAUCGGCUUGUGACGAUAUUUUGGAAAUGGUGCAGAGGCAAACUGAGCGAUGCGAUUCAUUGGCUGGUUUUCUUGUCCUGAUGAGUGUUGCCGGGGGUACGGGAUCAGGCGUGGGGGCGAGGGUCUCUGAGGAGAUAAAGGACUCGUAUCCAAAAUCUGUUUUAGCCAAUCAGAUAGUCUGGCCAUACGACUCGGGGGAGGUGAUUGUGCAAGAUUACAACACAUUAUUGACGACUGCUCAUUUACAGAGAGUGUCCGAUGCAAUACUGUUGUUACAGAAUGACCAGCUGCACAAAGUGUGCUCGAAACUGUUGCGACUGAAAGAGAUCACGUUCAAAGAUAUCAACUCUGUUGUCUGCCAUUCUCUGGCAAGCGUUUUACAACCUUCUAUACGGUUUGAUCACCACAAUCAAAUAUCAUCAUCGGCACCUGAUUCACUGCUCUACAACAUGUGCUCUCUGACUGCAUUGCAAGAAUCUCUUUGCCCCACUCCCAGUUACAAGAUGUUAUCGCUGAAAACCAUCCCUCAAAUUCCCGAACGAUCUCAUGAGUACACUCACUACCUUUGGUCCGGUUUGUUGAAACAUCUUCGUCAAAUGCUCAUUACCAACUCCCCAAUAGAAGAGGGGAUGGACUGGGCUCGUGAUAUUGGAGUACAAAGGCCGUCAAGACCAACUAAUCCGGAACAGUAUGCAAGUUUGUGCUCCCCUGAUCACUUCAACACAAGUUUAGCGAAUUUGAUUGUGCUACGCGGGAAUGAAUUGAACGCUGUCGAUACUUCAGGCUUUACCGAUCCACGGCUGUACUCAAACAGUGUCCCCCAGUCCUGCACAUGCUCAGUAUGGUGCAGUAGCCUCGGUUUUAAUGGUUAUGAGAAGACCUGCACUUUGGUAUCAAACAGUCAAAGUUGCAUUCGACCAUUGAACUCUGUGUGCAGGAAAGCAUGGAACAUGUACACUGCCAAGGCUUAUGUGCAUCAGUAUGAGAAGUAUGGACUUGAUAGUGAGGACUUUUUAAGUUGUUUUGUUACUAUGGAACAGCUUAUUAAAGACUAUGCAGGUUUGCAGUUGUGAA
This is a messenger RNA of Halichondria panicea, 1460 nucleotides long. Its product is annotated as tubulin delta chain-like. The record is from RefSeq and is a predicted model, not a curated record. NCBI's taxonomy places the organism in Eukaryota, Metazoa, Porifera, Demospongiae, Suberitida, Halichondriidae. Gene Ontology annotation, cellular component: cytoplasm; microtubule. The coding region runs from base 59 to 1459 and encodes 466 amino acids. The transcript has a single exon. Gene Ontology annotation, biological process: microtubule cytoskeleton organization; mitotic cell cycle. Gene Ontology annotation, molecular function: structural constituent of cytoskeleton; GTP binding.